AAUCGCAAGUACAAAAAAACAGUCUUUUUGACAAAAGUGUCAUGUCACUUGUACUUUUUUUCCUGCUUUUAUUUUUGACAAAAAACGCAAACCCGGCUGAUUUAAAUGUGGGAACGACUUUAUUCACCAACGCUGACCGAGCCAAGGAGUGUUGGUCGUCGGAAAACGUGGCCUUAUUGUCAUCCCGGAUGAUCCUUGAGGACCUUUUACCCAGCACUUCAAUUCUUGUGAUAGAUUCCAACGAAUUCGUCACCGAUUUAGUGGAAUAUUUCCGCCUGAUCCUCGAAAUCGUGCGCAAGGAAACGCACGGCAAAACCAAGCACAUUACGUUGUUAGCACUGACGGAUUUGUUGGGCGGUUAUUUGCAUCAUGCCGUUCUCCCAAUCUCCAAAUACGCAUAUUACGCCGGCUUGAUUGAUUAUGACAGCAUGGCCACGCUUUUGGGGCUUUUUGACGAGCUUAAGUGGUUUUUGCGAACCAAUGGACAGGGCUGGGCUAAGCCCUUAUCCCAAAAUCUGGAAAAUUUCGAAAUCAGGCUGAUCCCGCUACAAUCCCCUAUACAUGACAAAGACGACUGCGAUAAUUUGAUGUUCGUGCACAAUGAAAAGCCCGAAAGCACGGAAAAGUCCCAGCAUUGUGACGCAACCAUCCCUUUGCCCUUUUUCGAUUCAAACACAAGACCUAGCGCUAUAGCCCUUCCAACUAAAUCGUGCCCUUUGCACAAUGUGGAAGCCAACACAUCGAGUUACCUGGUCAUGAAAUUCUUCGUAAUGUCGUACAAAUGUCUACAGUUGAAAAACACCAAGUCGGAGAAUAUCGAUAAGUUUCAGUGUGAUUUCGUUCACUGGAUUGACGAUCAAAUCAUGCCGCGGCUUCCUGACGAGAAAUUUUACGCCGCUUUUGGGGGAAUCCUCCGCGUGAGGAACACCCUCAAACGGCUAGGUGUCAGUUCGGGAAGUGUGGAAAAACAACUCGACGAUUUUCGCCAAGUAAUCGAAGAGGCGCAAAAACCAACAAACAAUGGCCGACAAAUGAGCCGCGCCGCCAUGAUACUCACCGCCGUCUUGAUCACGAUUUUUGUAUGGUUUUUGCUCGGUACCAUGUUCAUUUGUUACAGGAUGCGCCAAUCAAAACCGCGUUCAUCACCCGAAGGUGGCGAUAAGACAACGACGUGUUCAUCGCUUUGUUCAAGCAAAUACUUCUAUCCGGAGAAACUGAGCUCGAGCAACAAUAAGAGAGGCGGGCGCCAACAAAUCGUGAUUACGGGAUGUCGCUGCAAGGAGGAUGAUGACGAAGAUGAGGAUUUUACCACGAAUAGUGGCACUGUUAACGAUUCUACACGAACCGAUGGGAAAUUAACUUCGAUUACGGAAAAGUCCGAACCUACGAGUAAUACAACGGCGUCAGGGCCGUCAAAAAUUCCAUCGAAAGACAUGGAUUUGAAACCACAAAAGGCGCGAAACGAAGCUCCUCGGAGGAAGGGUAAAGUACAGAGACAGGUGUAUAUGGACUCGGAUACGGACUCGGAAUCGCCCGCCAAGUAGUCUUGAUUUUUAUUGUAUAUGUUUUACUAAAGUUUUAUUUUUACACA
Messenger RNA from Tribolium castaneum (red flour beetle), 1591 nucleotides. RefSeq lists its product as uncharacterized. The transcript is spliced from 7 exons. The coding region runs from base 42 to 1544 and encodes 500 amino acids. NCBI's taxonomy places the organism in Eukaryota, Metazoa, Arthropoda, Insecta, Coleoptera, Tenebrionidae. The record is from RefSeq and is a predicted model, not a curated record.